Molecule: messenger RNA, 2099 nt
Organism: Musa acuminata subsp. malaccensis (wild Malaysian banana)
Lineage: Eukaryota; Viridiplantae; Streptophyta; Magnoliopsida; Zingiberales; Musaceae
Source: RefSeq, a predicted model, not a curated record
UCACCGCGACGAAGAGAAAGUAAAAGGGUAGAAAACGAACGAAUCGUCCCCAAACCCCAUCCUCCCAACUCGUUUCCCCCCUCCGCCCCGCGUGCCGGCCGUUUCCAGAUCCCGUCGUUUCUAAUCUUCCUCCCAACCCUAAUCCUUCUCCGCUCCACGGCCGAGAUGGCGACGGCGGCCUUCCGGUCCACCUCUGGGCGCUCCUCCAUCGGCAGUCGGGGUGGAGGCGGCGCUGCAAGGGACGCCGGCUCCUCCACCCGCGGCGGCCAACCCCACCGCCGAUCGAGGAGCCUCAGCCGCCAUUCCAGCCGGUUUCCCCCACCUCCGCCGGAGCCUGACGACUUCCCGACGCCCCGUGGCAGGUUCGUCAACAAGUUGCGCGGGGCCGGGUUCCCGGAGAUCAGCCUCGAUGACAUCGCCGAUGAGUUCUUCCGGGCGAGGGCCGAGUCGGAUGAGGACAGCGAGCCGUCUGCCGCCAGGUCCAGGCCCUUGAGUUCCGUCUCGAGCUAUCGGAUGGAGACGGAGUCGUCUCGCCGCCGCGGGAGGUCCGUGUCGAGGCCUCCCGAUCGCCACGCUGCACCGACCAAGGGCGUCUCGGAUAGCGUAUUAAGGCGGCGGCGAUCUGUCUCCGUUGAUCGGCAUCGGUGUAGCAACUCGGAGAAUGAUGUGGAUUCUCACAGUGCCAGCACGCAAGUUAAAUCAAGGAUCUAUGGCAAUGGUAAACUGCAGGAGCCUUCAUCACAUAGGUCAGUGAAGAAUGGUGACUUUUUGAAAAGGUCUGGGAGCCAAAAGGAUUUCUUCCACUCUCAUGAUAGCUAUUCGAGCCAUUCUUCUUCAUUAACCGAUGAUGAAGCUCGGGAUUUUUGUUCAAGGAGGUGUGGGGUUGAGAAGACAAAUCAGGCAGUUUAUGCCCCAGAAAAGGGAGGAAAUCCCAUAGGCGAUGAGGAGGAUUUUGGAUUAUAUGAAGUCAUGCGCAAAGAAGUAAGACACGCAGUCAAAGAAAUCAGGACAGAACUCGAAAAGGUCAUGGUGAAAAAUGAACCCUCAACCAUUGUCAGUGGUGAUGGCGUUCAACCAAAGAGUUCAGAAGUUCUGCAAGCUAUUGCUGAGAUCAGAAGAAACUACACAACCGAACUGGAACAGUCAGAGAAGCGCAAGCAGGACUUGUUGGCUGAGUUAGCAUUAGAGGAGGAACGCGGCCAGGAACUUAGCAAAAUUGUCAAAGAGUUGCUGCCUUCUCCAAAAAAUUCUGCUGUUCCAGAAAGGCAAUCACGGUCUAGAAGAAGGAACCAUGAUAGAACAAGAAUGUCUAAACAUUUGACAGAAGAGGCAGAGAAGUACUUUGAAGAUUUCCUUUUCAAUGUUGAAGAUACAGAUAUAUCUUCUUUUGAUGGAGAAAGAAGUGAUACUAGCUCAAAUAUAAGAGAUCCCGGAUUACAUAAUUCUGCAGCAGAAACUCAUGAAAGUGUGCCCGGAGCUGCUGCUGGACCUGUUGAUAAAGAUGGUGUUCUGCUUCCUUGGUUGAAAUGGGAAACUAGUUCUGGUCCUUCACCAUGCAAGAGUAAGGCAGGAUUCCCUGUGUCCUCAGGAAAUAACUUAUCAGCUGCAGCGCUGCCAAAACAGGAAGCAAGUACCGAUUUCAAUAGCUGUAAUCAAAUUGCAAGCAGUUAUGGGAGUUGGAGCCCUGAAGGCACUGAAAGCUCAUCCAUAGUUUCUAGGGACAGAAGUAUAAGCAAGUUUGGAGUAGGAAACCACGUAAGCAUGUCUUCUGAUGGCAGAACUACUCGGUCUUCGUUUUAUAUGGAUGAGUACGUGAACUUAAAGCAAUACGAAGAUCUUCUUUUCGAAAGGCUGGAACAGAGGCAAAGAAUAGAGUCAGGUAGCAUGAUCCUGUGUGGGAGAUUGUUGACGUAGACUUUGCUAUCCUACUCUUAAAGAGAGGGAGGGUGGUCCUAUUCCUCUACCGGAUUGAGUUGUGCGUGUGACAUUUGAAUUAUAGCUAAGCUUCUCUUAGCUGUGGAGUAUAGGUUGUUACCGUAUCUCUUGCACUUUCUUUUGCUGAACGUGAUACAAAUAAUCAAGGCUUUUUACCACGCUGA